AUGGGAGUGCGCUUAGAAGCAGAUCCUGCCCCAUUUGAGCCUCAAGAUGACUACAGCCUUGACCCACACCUAGACUGCAGCCUUGUGUGCAGAAGUGCUAUAGUCUUAUUGUGUACCCUUUUGGUUCUCAGUUUUGUCAUCAUCUCUGGCUUCAUGAAGGGGGACCUGCACAACUGGAAGCUCGGAGAAGAGGACUACAUAUAGGCUGGACUCAAUGACACCUCUAGCGUGGGCCCUCUGGGCUCUGGGGGAUUCGUGCCUUUUGGCUUUGAGGGGAUUCUCCGUGGAGUAGCUAUCUGUUUCUAUGCAUUUAUAGGUUUCGAGAAUAUUGUUACCAAAGUCAAAAAUUCACACAAUCCAGAGCGUUCCAUCCCCAUGGGAAUUGUGAUUUCACUGCUCAUCUGCUUUUUGGUGUAUUUUGGUGUCUCUGCGGCACUUACACUCAUGGUGCCUUACUACCUGCUUCGACCUGGGAGCACCUUGUCUGAGGCAUUUCUCCAUAUUGGCUGGGCCCCUGCCUACUGUGUUGUAGCUUUUGCAACUUUCUGUAGUAUUUUUGUCAGCAUCUAUCAGGGCUUUAUGCUCCCCAUACGGUGGGUGAUAUACAUGAUGGCACAGGAUGGCCUCCUGUUCCCUGUGCUUGCCAAGAAAUGUACCCGCACAUACACCCACAUUUUGUUCUCUGGGAUCCGUUGUAUUGUUUCAAUCAUGCUACUCUUUUUUGGAUUCGCUGAUCUCUUGGACCUCAGGUCUAGUGACCUGAUAUCUUAUUCCCUGGUAGCUUUUUGUGUUCUCAUCAUCAGGUAUCAGCCUGAGAGGAAGAAUGAGGGAAAUGAGGCACAGGUGCAGGAGGAGAUUGAGGGAAAUGAAGCGCAGCUGCAGGAGGAGAGUGGACCUGCAGCAGAGAAGCUGACUCUACAGGGACUAUUCUUUCCAGGCAGCCCCACCCCCACUCCACUCUCUGGCCAGGUUGUCGUUGUUUGCUCCUCACUGCUUGCUCUGCUGCUGACUCUUCUCUGCCUGGUGCUGACCCAGUGGCCAGGUCUGCUCUCUGGAGACCCAGCGCCAAUCACAGUGGUUGUGCUGCUCCUGGUGCUCAUCGCUGGGAUCACUGGGGUCAUCUGGAGACAGCCACAGAGCUCCACUCCCCUUCCCUUUAAGGUCCCUGCUGUGCCUCUCCUCCCACUCCUGAGCAUCUUUGUGAAUGUUUGCCUUAUGAUGCAGAUGACAGCGGCCACGAGGGCCCGAGUUGGUGUCUCCAUGCUGAUUGGGUUUGCUGUCUACUUCGGGUAUGGGAUCUGGCACAGCCUGGGACCUUAACCCCACUUAAGGGCCCAAACUGUAGACCUUGAACUCAGCAGUACCAGUACAUAUUUGGUUUGACAUCAUCACACCUGAAUGCAGUCUGGUCCCCUGCACAAUAAUGGGGAGUACUCUUGAGUAUAUGGAAAUCUAGGGUUCCUAUGAGAUAUUGGUGGGGGAACACUAAU
Zalophus californianus (California sea lion) is the source of this 1490-nucleotide messenger RNA. Its product is annotated as cationic amino acid transporter 3-like. Gene Ontology annotation, molecular function: amino acid transmembrane transporter activity. NCBI's taxonomy places the organism in Eukaryota, Metazoa, Chordata, Mammalia, Carnivora, Otariidae. Gene Ontology annotation, biological process: transmembrane transport; amino acid transport. The record is from RefSeq and is a predicted model, not a curated record. Gene Ontology annotation, cellular component: plasma membrane.